AUGUGUUGGGGUGAAGUGGGUGAAAGGAAAUUGGUAAGUGAAAAGGAGUUUCUAGGUCCAGAAUUAGUAAAAGUUACUAUUGAUAAGGUAAAAGUUAUUCAAGAACAGCUAAAGGUAGCGCAAAGUCGACAAAAAAGUUAUGCCGAUACAAGACGAAGAGACUUGGAGUUUAAUGUGGGCGAUCAAGUAUUUGUCCGAGUAUCGCCAUGGAAAGGGCGGUUAAGAUUCGGUAAAAAGGUGGAAUUGAAGGAUGAUAUGACCUAUGUGGAACAACCAGUUCAGACUUUGGAUCACAAGGAACAAGUCCUUUGCAACAAAACCAUACCGUUAGUAAAGGUACUGUGGAGGAGUCGUUCAACAGAAUAUGCAACAUGGGAAGCUGAAAUUAACAUAUGGAAGCAAUACCCUCAUUUAUUUGGACAAGGUCAUGCUAUUUGA
Rhododendron vialii is the source of this 438-nucleotide messenger RNA. RefSeq lists its product as uncharacterized. Bases 1 to 438 code for a protein of 145 amino acids. The transcript is spliced from 3 exons. NCBI's taxonomy places the organism in Eukaryota, Viridiplantae, Streptophyta, Magnoliopsida, Ericales, Ericaceae. The record is from RefSeq and is a predicted model, not a curated record.